This is a messenger RNA of Dothidotthia symphoricarpi CBS 119687, 1232 nucleotides long. RefSeq lists its product as uncharacterized. NCBI's taxonomy places the organism in Eukaryota, Fungi, Ascomycota, Dothideomycetes, Pleosporales, Dothidotthiaceae. The transcript is spliced from 2 exons. Bases 407 to 1057 code for a protein of 216 amino acids. The record is from RefSeq and is a predicted model, not a curated record.
UAUAGGGCUGAAUCAGGUUAUGGUAGAUAAACAUAACUUCCGUGAACGGUCGUAACGGGAAAUACGAAGAUGACAAUCUCCCUUGGGUUUUCUCCAGACAAGCUGACUGAUAAGGUCACGUGUCACCCUUUUUUCCAUAUCCUCUUUCGUCUCGUAUUCUCUCUCUUCUCGUAUCCAGUAUCCUCUUUCCAAACUUGGUAGUCCACCUUCUUCAGUAUUGAUGAGCUCACAUUGGAUACUGUGAAUAGCGUAGGUACUAUUUCUGGACAUGUUCGGCCUCGGCGGUUUUGGCAUUCAUGUCUGGGCAAAUACAUAAACGACCUUCACACCGCCGUCGCCUUCAGACCUACAUCGAACGACUUUCUCACCACUCAUUCAAUAGCAAAAUUUCGAAACGGCAACAACAAUGGGCAAAACGACCUUUACCGAUACUGGACCAACUGCAUCUCGUCACACUCCGCCUGUCAUGCCACCUCCACCCUACGUUAAACAGCAUUUCAUAAAGCCCAGCUCCUUCAAGUCUACCGUCAACCAAAAGCUUGACAAUCCUCUCGUCUCACUGUUUCAACUCAGCGUUCGACUUCUUCAACUUAUUUUCGCAUUCGCGUCUGGAAUCUCUUAUGCCAUCGAGCUUGCACACGGUAGCGUCUCGUCUACGUCAAGCUUCGUAUUCGCCCAAGUCGUAUUCGGUAGCACGCUCAUCACCCUGAUCAUCUAUGGUCUGACAGUCCGAUACUAUCGCUUCUCUUGGAUGGUCGAGUGGGUACUGACGAUCUUUUGGAUUGCUCUCUUCGGCGUAUUUUACGAAGCGUAUCUGGCAACUGGGGUUGAUGAACGCUAUCAAGGUGUGAAUAUGGGACGUAUGAGGAGGGCUGUUUGGUGCAACCUUGCCAACGCGUUGUUAUGGGGGGGAAGUGCAAUAUUUGCGUCGGCAAUGUGUUGUUCGGGUGUCAGGGGUGCUGUGAAAGCGAAGCUAGAGGAGAGAAGGCAAAAGAAGGAGGGAAAGAGAACGAUGAAGUCAAUAGGGGAGAUGGAAACUGGGACGGUGUCUGUGUAAAAACUCGAGAACGAAAUAAGACCACACAUCUUUGAGCAGACUGUAGUGGACAUAUUGUAUUGAGAAAUAUGGAAGACUGGCAAAUGGUAUGGCAUGGAGAGCACCAGAGUAUUGCUGUUGUUCCUGGACUAUAUGGCUUUGGAAUUGACAAGACGAAGUACGAGGACGAGAGAGA